AUGCCACCCCCCAACACGGAGGAUUCUUUGGCGCCGACCAGUUCCCCGGCCCUCGAUGAUCCCGAUGAGGAAAAGAUUUCAGAAUAUCUAUCAUCACCAAUUGUUCCCGUCAUCGUCGGUCCCUCUGACUCAGCCCGAACCUUCCACUUACACUCACGCCUUUUAGUUAAAGCCUCCUCCUAUUUCAAAGCUGCUUUGAAACGGGAUCGUUUUACUGAAGGCCAAGAGCAGAAAGUGAAACUUGAGGAUGUUCAACCCGCUACCUUCAGUUUCUUUAUUGAGUGGCUCUAUUGA
This is a messenger RNA of Blastomyces dermatitidis ER-3, 294 nucleotides long. RefSeq lists its product as uncharacterized. The record is from RefSeq and is a predicted model, not a curated record. Gene Ontology annotation, molecular function: protein binding. The transcript is spliced from 2 exons. Bases 1 to 294 code for a protein of 97 amino acids. NCBI's taxonomy places the organism in Eukaryota, Fungi, Ascomycota, Eurotiomycetes, Onygenales, Ajellomycetaceae.